UUUUAAAAGGCAAACAGCUGUUCAAUUAAUCAUAAGCGUAAACAAAACCAUUUCUUGCUGAGGAGUAAACAAAGAAAUUAAAUCAUUUUUAAGAGAAGUGUAAUUACCUGCUGAGGGGAAACAAAUAGGAAUUCCAAAUUAAACACCCACAACGAGCGUUACAUUAAGAAGUGGUAUUUUCAUCCUCAUUUUAAUUUGACCCCCUUUGCGACGCCCAUUUUUUGUUGUUCUGUGUCUUACAAGUCGGCCGUAAAAAUUGGCCAAUAUGAUAAAUUACUAGACUCGGCAAAGACUCUUAAUCACACGCCGGAAUGUGCUGCAAACUAGUGCCGCAGCCGGACGACCAUUGAACUUUUUACAAACGUGCCGCUAUUGAUUGCAACCACCUGUUGGGGCAAAACAAUCCACCCUCAAACAAAAACACCCAGCCACGUAGUCUCGAGUCAGUCGUUGAAAUAUGCUACAUCGAAACGCUAGAAUGUGGACGCUGUGCGUGCAGACGGCUUUGAUAGCCACCUUGGUGAGGGAAUCCACUUCCCUAAAGGAUAAUCUCGUGGGAAGAACACAGAAAUCCUACAAUCCCAGCGAGCUCUCCGAGUCCCGUUUCCUGGAGUACAGCAAUCUAUCCGAUAAACUUCACUUAAGGGAAGCCAUUGACAAAAUCCUUAUACCCCGAAUUGUGGGCACAAAAAAUCAUACCAUCGUGCGGGAAUACAUCGUCCAGAGUUUGAGGGAUCUAGACUGGGAUGUGGAAAUAAAUAGCUUCCAUGAUCACGCUCCCAUCAAAGGCAAAUUGCAUUUCCACAACAUCAUCGCCACCCUAAAUCCAAAUGCUGAGAGAUAUCUGGUUCUGGCCUGCCAUUAUGAUAGCAAGUACAUGCCUGAAGUGGAGUUCCUGGGGGCCACUGACUCAGCAGUGCCUUGUGCCAUGCUGCUCAACUUGGCCCAGGUGCUCCAGGAGCCACUUAAAGAGCUCAAGAAGAACAAACUGAGUUUAAUGCUCCUGUUCUUCGAUGGCGAAGAGGCUUUCGAGGAGUGGGGACCCAAGGAUUCUAUCUAUGGAGCGCGACACCUGGCCAAAAAAUGGCAACAUGAAGGAAAACUGGAUAGAAUAGAUAUGCUGGUGCUCCUGGAUCUGUUGGGAGCCCCCGAUCCAGCAUUCUACAGUUUCUUCGAAAACACCGAAUCCUGGUACAUGCGUCUCCAGUCCGUGGAGACACGUCUUGCAAGGUUUCAGCUCCUAGAGCGCUAUGCCAGCAGUGGGGUUGCCCAGCGCGACCCCACCCGCUAUUUUCAGUCGCAGGCCAUGCGGUCUUCUUUCAUCGAGGACGAUCACAUACCCUUCCUGCGGAGAAAUGUGCCGAUCUUGCACCUUAUUCCGGUGCCCUUUCCCAGUGUCUGGCAUACGCCCGACGAUAACGCCAGCGUGAUUGAUUAUGCGACGACGGACAACCUGUCGCUGAUUAUACGGCUCUUCGCUUUGGAGUAUCUGGGCGGAGCCGAGGCCAAGUAGUCAAGUGGGCUCCUGUGUGAAUCACAAAUGUUGUAUCUACUUACGGCCUUAUCUAAUUGACCUGUUUCAAUAUAGAAACCUUGUUAAAUGUUCUUACGCCCGCCGAAAAAUCCAUAAAAACCUGGUAAACGACUGCGUGCUUUAAAACUACUAAGAAAGAUCUGCAAUACGCGUACUCCAGAUAUUUUUAUACACAUGUAUUUAUAAAAAAGCUUAGCUAAUGACACGUCACGUUAAUAUAUUUUUUGUAAUCUUUCGUUUGUAAAUUGUUUCACUUAUGUACAUAUUCAGUUCAACAUACACAUAGUAAAUGUACCUUAAAACAAAAAA
Molecule: messenger RNA, 1843 nt
Organism: Drosophila yakuba
Lineage: Eukaryota; Metazoa; Arthropoda; Insecta; Diptera; Drosophilidae
Gene: isoQC
Product: glutaminyl-peptide cyclotransferase
Exons: 2
Coding region: 458-1513 (351 amino acids)
Molecular function (GO): zinc ion binding; glutaminyl-peptide cyclotransferase activity
Source: RefSeq, a predicted model, not a curated record